Messenger RNA from Hyla sarda, 5093 nucleotides. RefSeq names its product mitogen-activated protein kinase kinase kinase 5 (gene MAP3K5). The record is from RefSeq and is a predicted model, not a curated record. Bases 271 to 4473 code for a protein of 1400 amino acids. Gene Ontology annotation, molecular function: MAP kinase kinase kinase activity; ATP binding. The transcript has 31 exons. Lineage: Eukaryota; Metazoa; Chordata; Amphibia; Anura; Hylidae. Gene Ontology annotation, biological process: protein phosphorylation; cellular response to stress; MAPK cascade.
CGUCUGCAGUGGGUAACGUUUUGUAGUACCCCGCCCAGUGGGCAGGCAUGCACCGUGCAGGCAUCAGGGGCGGUAGACAGUGAAAUCCCCGAGCUAGUAGCAGGCUGGAGUGAGCAGGACAGGCACGGUAGGAGGCAUAUGAGGAGCUCCGCGAGGUGACGGGACCUGCACCCACCGCACCGGACGACGAGCGCCUUUCCUCAGACGGACGACGCUUCCUCAGCAACUAGUGGGGAAACUUCCUCCUGAUACGUUCUGUGCUGCGGAGACAUGGGUGACGGCAGUGAGGGCAUUACGUUCUCGGUGCCCGUGUCCCCGCUGCCCCAGGCAAGCUUUUGCAUGUAUGAAGACAAGCCUUGCCCCAGACAGCAGGGGGCAGCAGCGGCACCAAGUAGGGGCGGCAGGCUCCCCGUAGCUGGCAGCUUCUGGCAUGAAGACUACAUACACGCCGCUGGCGGGGGAGGCGCUGCGGGCCGGUGCGCUAAGGGCUUCACCUCGGUUGGGACCCCUGCCACCUCCAAUCGCAGUAUAACGGUGGUCUAUGUUAUCAAUGAGGGCACCUCGGGGAUGCAAGUGUGUGAGAACGCUGCCCUGCACAGUCUCCAGGAGGCGUGCGAGAGCCAGGGGGCAACACUGGAGACGCUGCAGUUCGGCAAGCUUGACUUCGGGGAGACCACCGUGCUUGAUCAAUUCUAUAACGCAGGCACAGGCAUUGAGCUGCAUAAAGAGGAGGCAAGGAAGCUAGGCAAGCCAGCUCCCACUUCCAUAGCAAUACAGCAUCGGGUGGAUUACUACAUUGCGGUGGUAGAAAUGACAGAUGCUUUUCGCCAGCCUUCUCUGUUUUAUCACCUUGGCGUUCGAGAAAGCUUUAGCAUGGCCAAUAAUAUCAUCCUAUAUUGUGACACAAAUUCUGAAACUCUACAGUCCCUUAAGGAAAUCAUUUGUCAAAAGAACAAUAUGUGCACGGCUAACUACACAUUUGUUCCUUACAUGAUCACACCCCAUAAUAAAGUGUUUUGCUGUGAAUCAAGCGUCAUGAAAGGACUGACUGAGUUAAUGCAGCCUAACUUUGAAUUGCUCCUUGGACCUAUUUGUUUGCCCUUGGUGGAUCGCUUUAUAAAGGUGUUAAAGAUGGCACAGGCCAGCUCAUGCCAAUACUUCAGAGAAGCCAUUCUAAAUGACAUUAGGCGUGCACGCAACCAAUACACUGGAAAAGAGCUAGCUGCCGAGUUGACAAGGAUACGACAUCGUGUAGACAACAUUGAAGUUUUGUCCCCUGACAUCAUUAUAAAUUUGCUCUUGUCCUAUAGAGACAUCCAGGAUUACGAUUCCAUUGUAAAACUAGUUGAGACGUUAGAAAGACUGCCAACCUUUGAUUUGUCCUCUCAUCUUCAUGUGAAGUUUCAUUAUGCAUUUGCCCUAAACAGGCGGAAGCUGCCUGGUGAUAGGAAGAGAGCUCUUGAGAUUAUGUUACCUAUGGUGCAACAUGAAGACCAGGUUGCUUCUGAUAUCUUCUGCCUGGUAGGAAGAAUCUUUAAAGAUAUGUUUCUUGAUUCUAACUUCACUGAUGAGGAGAGCCGAGACAAAGGCAUAUACUGGUACGGAAGGGCAUUUGAGUCUGAGCCAACUAUUCAGUCUGGAAUUAAUUAUGCAGUUCUCCUCUUGGCAGCUGGACAUCAGUUUGAUUCUUCAUUUGAACUUCGUAAAAUCGGAGUGAAAAUUAGUAGUCUGCUGGGUAAAAAAGGGAACCUAGAAAAACUUCAGAGCUACUGGGAUGUUGGAUACUAUAUGGGAGCUAGUGUAUUAGCAAAUGACCACACAAAAGUAAUCCAAGCUGCAGAAAAACUAUUUAAGAUGAAGACACCUGCAUGGUACUUGAGCUCUGUGGUAGAGACUAUACUGAUUUACCAAAAAUAUAAAAAACCAAACUUGGAGAAACAUGUAUCCAAACAAGAGCUGGUUGAUUUUUGGAUGGAUUUUCUAGUUGAGUCUACAAAUACAGAUGUGUCUGUAGUGCGAUUCCCAGUGUUGAUCCUUGAACCUACAAAGAUCUACCAUCCAUCCUAUCUUUCCAUCAACACUGAAGUUGAUGAGAAAACAAUUUCUAUUUGGCAUGUGCUUCCUGAUGAUAAGAAAGGAUAUCAUGAGUGGAAUUUCUCAGCCUCUUCCAUCAGAGGUGUAAGCAUCUCAAAGUUUGAAGAGAGGUGCUGUUUUCUGUAUGUGCUACACAACUCCGAUGACUUUCAGAUCUACUUUUGUACAGAACUUCACUGUAAAAAGUUUUUUGAUAUGGUGAAUAGCAUCACUGAAGAAAAUGGAAAAAACACUGAUGAAGUAGAUUGUGACGGAGAUUCCUUGGAAUUUGAUUACGAAUAUGAUGAAAAUGGGGACAGAGUGGUGUUGGGUAAAGGUACACAUGGAGUGGUUUAUGCAGGACGCGACCUCAGUAACCAAGUCAGGAUAGCUAUAAAGGAGGUACCUGAGAGGGACAGCAGGUACUCACAGCCACUCCAUGAAGAGAUUGCACUUCACAAACAUCUUAAGCACAAGAAUAUUGUUCAGUAUUUGGGUUCUUUUAGUGAAAAUGGCUUUAUUAAGAUUUUUAUGGAGCAGGUACCAGGAGGAAGCCUUUCUGCUCUUCUGCGAUCAAAAUGGGGACCUUUGAAAGACAAUGAACAAACAGUUGGAUUUUAUACCAAACAGAUUCUUGAAGGCUUGAAAUAUCUUCAUGAUAAUCAAAUAGUGCAUCGAGACAUAAAGGGUGAUAAUGUCUUAAUAAACACAUAUAGUGGGGUGCUGAAAAUCUCAGAUUUUGGUACAUCAAAGAGGCUUGCUGGUAUCAACCCAAAUACAGAGACAUUUACUGGCACUCUUCAGUACAUGGCUCCAGAAAUAAUAGAUAAAGGCCCAAGGGGAUAUGGGAAGCCUGCAGACAUUUGGUCCUUGGGCUGCACAGUAAUAGAAAUGGCUACAGGGAAGCCUCCUUUUUAUGAACUUGGAGAACCACAAGCCGCCAUGUUUAAAGUUGGAAUGUUUAAAAUCCAUCCAGAAAUCCCAGAAUCUAUGUCUGCAGAAGCCAAGGCCUUUCUUCUGAAGUGUUUUGAGCCAGACCCUGUGAAACGUGCCACUACUUCUGAGCUACUUAUAGAUGAAUUCUUGAAAGUUUCAAGUAAAAAACGGAAGUCUAAUCUUAAACUAACAGCCCUCUCACCUGGGUCAAAUGAGUAUCUGAGAAGUAUAUCAUUGCCUGUACCAGUGUUGGUGGAAGAUACAAGUAGUAGUAGUGAAUAUGGAUCAGUAUCGCCAGAUACAGAUCUGAGAACAGAACCUUUCAGCUUUACAUCAAGAACAAAAUCUUACAUUGAAAAAGAAGGGAAAAUCAAAAGAGGUUUAUUUCUUGGAAUUCCAGAUGAGCUGUUUGAAGAUCACAGUGCUCCUCCCUCACCUGAAGAAAGAGACCCUGGAUUCUUCAUGUUGAAGAAGGACAGUGAACGAAGGGCUACACUGCAUCGCAUACUGACUGAAGAUCAAGACACUGUUGUUAAAAAUCUGAUGAAAGCACUUGGUCAGGGAACAGAAGAAACCAAAUUAAAGUGGGAACAUAUUACAACCCUGGUGACAAGCUUACGAGAAUUUGUGAGAUCCACUGACCGGAAGAUUAUUGCUUCUACUCUUUCAAAACUGAAACUGGAGCUUGACUUUGAUAGCCAUGCCAUUAGUCAACUGCAAGUGGUGCUGUUUGGUUUUCAAGAUGCGGUCAACAAAGUUCUUCGCAACCACAAUAUCAAACCCCACUGGAUGUUUGCUCUUGACAGUAUAAUUCGAAAGGCAGUGCAAAUUGCCAUUACCACAUUAGUACCAGAGCUACGACCACAUUUUAGUAUUGCUUCUGAAAGUGACCCAGCAGAUCAAGAUGAUCUUGAGGUGGAGGAAGAUCCUAAUGCACUCACUACACAACAAGCCAGUGAGGUGCCUAGUGCAGUGAAUGAGGAUAACGUGCAUACCUCUGGAGUAAGCACUCUUAGUUCCACUGUGUCCCAUGACUCUCAAAAUGCUCAGCGAUCGCUUAAUAUGCAACUGGGGAGGUUAAAAAUUGAGUCAAACAGGCUUCUUGAGGAACUUUUACAAAAAGAGAGAGAAUUUCAAGCAUUACUACGUCAGGCUAUUGAAGAAAAGGAUCAAGAGAUCAAACGACUUCAGCAACGGUCACAGCCAAUAAAUAUCCCUGGUAUUUCAGUGUCACACAUAAGAACUCCCAAUACAUGCAGUGAAGACCUAGAACUCAUCUAUUGGCUGCGACAACACCAAGUUGAUGAGGAUACAAUAAACAAGUUUCUGGCAGAAGACUAUACACUGGAGGAUAUACUCUGGCAUGUUAGCAGAGAUGAUUUAAAAUCCAUGAAUCUAAGGGGAGGGAUGUUAUGUGCAAUCUGGAAGGCUAUUUUGGACGUCAGAGCAAAGCAGUGUUCUUGACACACUGUCUCCCUGAAGCCUGAAUUCCUGGUAGAGUGAUGCUGCUGCACUUUAUCAAACUGUUUCUUGAGCAAUGUGAAAUCAUUGUAUAAUCCCAAGUAGUCUGUCUUGCUGCUUACUGAAAAGUGGAUCUGUGAAUGGGACACAGAAUAAUGUAGUCUAAAUAUUUCAAGCUGUACAUACAGUUCUUCCAUUUUACUGUAAAGUGUGACUGCAAGUUGCUUUACUGAUGAGUGACAAAGGGAAUUACAUGAUUUGUCUGUUCUUUAAAAUGUGAGUUCAUAUGUAAAUUUACCAGCCUUUUAAUUUUUCUUUAAUAAAAAAAAAAAAAAAAUCCUACACUUUGGAUUGUAGGACACUGGGAAUAUUCUAAUAUAUCAUAGUUACAUUUACCUUUUUUUUUUUUUUUUUUUUUAUUACUCCACACACUGUUUUAAUUGAUGGUUUAGGCAAAAGAGUGAUGCCGUUUCUUUUAUUUUUUAUUUUUUUAAAUGUGCAUUUGUUUUUCACCUCAACAAUAUCAAACUGUACCAGUUCAACAUUCCCUAUGUACAAAGAAACAAUGUUGGCUUGUUCUAAAGCUAUUGUGAUAUGUCUCACUAAUAAACAUCUGAUAAACA